CGCUGAGAGAAAAAUCCACCCGGGAAAUCUCCGACCCGAUUGAAAACAUGGGAUCGUCUGCGAACACAGAGACAACGAAUUUCAACGCCGCAUCUCCGUCGUCGAACCACAAUAAUCCACCAACCACCGUCGCAGCUUCGAACCCGAAUCACACUCCCUCGGAAUUGGAUUCGUCGAAGAAGAGAAGAACUGGGAUGCUCCCGCUCGAGGUGGGAACUCGCGUGUCGUGUCUAUGGAGGGACGGGAAGUAUCAUCCCGUGAAAGUCAUCGAGCGCCGAAAGAAUCAUAGCGACGGGAACAAUGAGUACGAGUAUUACGUUCACUACACAGAGUUUAACAGAAGACUUGAUGAAUGGAUUAGGCUUGAUCAGCUUGAUCUUGACUCUGUAGAGUGUGCUUUAGAUGAGAAAGUUGAAGAUAAGGUGACUAGCUUGAAGAUGACACGUCACCAGAAACGGAAGAUUGAUGAGACACAUGUAGAGGGUCAUGAAGAGCUGGAUGCUGCGAGUUUGCGUGAACAUGAGGAGUUCACGAAGGUGAAGAACAUAGCAACGAUUGAGCUUGGGAAGUAUGAGAUUGAGACUUGGUACUUCUCUCCGUUUCCACCUGAGUACAAUGACUGCGUGAAGCUCUUUUUCUGUGAGUUUUGCCUCAAUUUUAUGAAGCGCAAAGAACAGCUUCAAAGACAUAUGAGGAAAUGUGAUCUGAAGCAUCCCCCUGGGGAUGAAAUCUAUCGAAGCUCUACCUUGUCAAUGUUUGAGGUAGAUGGUAAGAAGAACAAGGUCUAUGCGCAGAACCUCUGCUAUCUGGCAAAGUUAUUUCUUGACCACAAGACUCUUUACUACGACGUCGAUCUGUUCCUGUUCUAUAUUCUCUGUGAAUGUGAUGAACGGGGUUGCCACAUGGUUGGAUACUUCUCAAAGGAAAAGCAUUCUGAAGAAGCGUACAACUUGGCUUGCAUCCUUACUCUUCCUCCAUAUCAAAGGAAAGGCUAUGGCAAAUUCUUAAUAGCCUUCUCCUAUGAACUCUCAAAGAAAGAAGGCAAAGUAGGGACACCAGAAAGACCCCUCUCUGAUCUAGGCUUAGUGAGUUACAGAGGUUACUGGACUCGGAUUCUAUUAGACAUCUUGAAAAAGCACAAGGGAAACAUAUCUAUCAAGGAGCUGAGCGACAUGACAGCGAUUAAAGCAGAAGAUAUACUAAGCACCCUUCAGAGCUUGGAACUGAUACAGUACAGAAAAGGACAACAUGUGAUCUGUGCGGAUCCUAAAGUUCUUGAUCGACAUUUGAAAGCCGCUGGCCGAGGCGGUCUUGAUGUAGACGUUAGCAAAAUGAUAUGGACUCCUUACAAAGAGCAGAGCUAACGAGUAAGAGCCAUUACAUUUCAAAUGGUAAUGGUGUUUUUUAGAUGACUUUGCAGAUCGUUUUAGAAGACUCGUGUGUAAAACUAUUAACACGAUUUUGUUCAGUCGAGCUUGUAACUUUAGAAAUGUUUUGUCUGAAUGGUAUUUACCACUAAGUGUUUCAUUCUUGUUUCCA
This is a messenger RNA of Brassica oleracea var. oleracea, 1539 nucleotides long. Its product is annotated as histone acetyltransferase of the MYST family 1. The record is from RefSeq and is a predicted model, not a curated record. Bases 48 to 1364 code for a protein of 438 amino acids. Gene Ontology annotation, biological process: regulation of DNA-templated transcription. Gene Ontology annotation, molecular function: histone acetyltransferase activity. NCBI's taxonomy places the organism in Eukaryota, Viridiplantae, Streptophyta, Magnoliopsida, Brassicales, Brassicaceae. The transcript has 9 exons.